Messenger RNA from Solanum dulcamara, 549 nucleotides. Its product is annotated as cytochrome b-c1 complex subunit 8. The transcript has 2 exons. The record is from RefSeq and is a predicted model, not a curated record. NCBI's taxonomy places the organism in Eukaryota, Viridiplantae, Streptophyta, Magnoliopsida, Solanales, Solanaceae. The coding region runs from base 107 to 325 and encodes 72 amino acids. Gene Ontology annotation, biological process: mitochondrial electron transport, ubiquinol to cytochrome c.
AGAAGAAGCUUCCUCCAUCCAGCAAUGCCAAUUUAUCAUUCUCAAUCUCGAAACAGCUUGUUCAUCGACAAUCGAUCGGAGAAAUCACCAUUAAAAUUAAGCGAAGAUGGGGAAACAACCAGUUAAACUGAAAGCAGUUGUUUACGCUUUAUCGCCAUUCCAACAGAAGGUUAUGCCAGGUCUAUGGAAGGACCUUCCUGGUAAAAUCCAUCACAAAGUCUCUGAAAAUUGGAUCAGCGCUACUCUCUUGCUCGGUCCUCUCGUCGGCACCUACUCGUACGUGCAGCAUUUCCUGGAGAAGGAGAAGUUAGAACACAGAUACUAAAGUUCUGUGUUCAUCAUUUGUCUGGGGAGGACUGCUAUUUCUAUUUCUGUUUGAACAGGAAAUAAGUCAUGCUUUGGAACUUCUACCAUCAUUUUAAGGAUACUUACUUUUAUGGUUAAUUACAUGCAACUAGUUGUUUUAUGGUCUUUUGAAACUUUUGUGCAUCCUGAAUCUUGUUGGAGUCUGCAAAAUAGUUUAUCAUACACCUCAGUUAUUUGCUACUA